Messenger RNA from Onychomys torridus (southern grasshopper mouse), 3496 nucleotides. RefSeq names its product failed axon connections homolog, metaxin like GST domain containing (gene Faxc). The transcript has 6 exons. Lineage: Eukaryota; Metazoa; Chordata; Mammalia; Rodentia; Cricetidae. The coding region runs from base 516 to 1745 and encodes 409 amino acids. The record is from RefSeq and is a predicted model, not a curated record. Gene Ontology annotation, cellular component: cytoplasm.
GCGCCCGCCCCGCACAGCGCCUGCGGGAGGAGCGGGCUGGAACCGAGGGCGGCGGCUGCGGGCUCGGCCUAGCCGCAGUCCCAGCGUCCCCGGCCGCCCGCCUCCCGGAGUCCCGGCGCCCAGCCCUGCCGCUGUCCCCCAGCCGAGGCAGCGCACCGGCGAGAUGCGGGGCGGGGGGCAGGGCGCGGGGUAGGUGACUUUCUCCCGCCUCCGUUGCCCGGCCCAGGGGAGCAAUGACAUCACGUGGCCUUCUCCACGCGCCGACACAAAGAGCCGCUGCCAGAGGCCUCGGCCAGGGAGGCCGGCGGCCGCCGCUGCCUCUCAGGGCUCCGGGGCCCCGCCAGCCCGGCCCUCCGCCCGCUGCCCGCGUCCUCCUGCCGCCACGGUCGCCCGCGCCCCCCGCGCCCCCCGCGCCCCCCGCGCCCCGCUGAGCCCGAUCGCCCGCCCGGGCGCCGGCCCCUUCCCAUGCGGGCUGCGAGGGCCCUGGGAGGGGCGCCCGGAGCCAGCCGCGCAGCAUGCACUGGGGAGUUGGCUUUGCCUCGUCCAGGCCGUGCGUGGUGGACCUGAGCUGGAACCAGAGCAUCUCCUUCUUCGGCUGGUGGGCCGGGUCCGAGGAGCCCUUCUCCUUUUAUGGGGACAUCAUCGCUUUCCCUUUGCAGGAUUACGGUGGGAUCAUGGCAGGGCUGGGCUCGGAUCCCUGGUGGAAGAAAACCCUUUAUUUGACCGGGGGAGCUUUGCUGGCCGCGGCUGCGUAUCUGCUCCACGAACUCCUGGUCAUUAGGAAACAGCAAGAGCUUGACUCCAAGGAUGCUAUUAUUUUACACCAGUUUGCAAGACCUAACAAUGGUGUCCCCAGCUUAUCUCCUUUCUGUUUGAAAAUGGAGACAUACUUAAGAAUGGCUGACCUACCCUAUCAGAACUAUUUUGGUGGGAAGCUCUCUGCUCAAGGGAAAAUGCCUUGGAUUGAAUAUAAUAAUGAAAAAGUGUCUGGCACAGAAUUUAUAAUUGACUUUCUGGAAGAGAAACUUGGAGUGAACUUGAACAAAAACCUUGGCCCUCACGAAAGAGCUGUCUCAAGAGCUGUGACCAAGAUGGUGGAAGAGCACUUUUACUGGACGUUAGCUUAUUGCCAGUGGGUGGACAAUCUCAAUGAGACCCGGAAGAUGCUGUCUCUUAGUGGUGGUGGUCCCUUCAGUAACCUGCUCAGGUGGGUCGUGUGCCACAUAACAAAAGGAAUCGUGAAGCGGGAGAUGCACGGCCACGGCAUUGGCCGCUUCUCGGAGGAGGAGAUUUACAUGCUGAUGGAGAAGGACAUGCGGUCUUUAGCAGGGCUUUUGGGUGACAAGAAGUACAUCAUGGGGCCCAAGCUUUCCACUCUUGAUGCCACUGUCUUUGGACACUUGGCACAGGCAAUGUGGACCUUGCCAGGGACCAGACCAGAGCGGUUAAUCAAAGGGGAGCUGAUCAACCUUGCCAUGUACUGUGAAAGGAUCAGGAGGAAAUUCUGGCCCGAGUGGCACCAUGAUGACGACAAUACCAUCUAUGAGUCUGAGGAGAGCAGUGAGGCCAGCAAGACUCACACACCCAUGCUGGAUUUUAGCUUCUAUUCCAGGACAGAGACCUUUGAAGAUGAAGGGGCUGAGAACAGUUUUUCCAGGACGCCAGACACGGAUUUCACCGGACACUCUCUCUUUGAUUCUGACGUGGACAUGGAUGACUACACAGACCAUGAACAGUGCAAGUGAUGUCCCGCUGCUGACCCUCUUCCUUAGGGGUUACCUCUCCCUGGGUCGGUCUGGUUUCCCAGGUAGAAAUCCACCUGAGCUGGGAGGAGAUCUUCAAGCUUGGCUCAGUUUUAACAUGCUAACCGGACUAUCAGCCGCCUUAUUUCUUUUUUGUACAAACAAAACACAACCAUUCAGAUGGCUCCGUUUAAAACAGACAAAACAAAUAUCAGCAUGGUACCUGAAAUCCAUUUUUGUUUUCAUUAGAAAACCAAUAUUGUGUGGGAGGGCAGGUACAUGAAUGGGCGUCACCUGAGUGUUUUUAUUGCUCCUUUUCAACUGAGGACUCGGUUGUCAGGUGGACUCCUGAACAUCUUUCAUCUACCAGAGUUUUACGUAAUGAGGGUUAUCAUCAGAAAAAAUGUAGGGGAUAAUGUCCUUUGGCCGCUGUUGUACUUUGUGUGUGUAUUUGUAUGUUGAGACAGAAGUCAAAUGAAGUCCACCGAUAUUCAGUGGACAGCUGUUCUGUGUGCAGCACUGAGUGGGGGUGCUAUGCAACAGGAGUUUUCAUUCCAAACCCUGCCAGUGACUAGCUGUGUGAUUUGGGGCAGGUCCUUUAACUAUUGUGUGCCUCAUUUACCCCACCUGUAACGUGGGGAUGAUAAUACUCUCCACCUACCUACCUCACAGGGGUGUUGUGGGGAUUCAUGUGGCAGCAUUAGUAUGGCGCUUUAAACAUUCUGGAAGUGGUGCAAUGCGAACCAAUUUUAUUCUUCAUUGGGCUUUAUAAAUGUUGAGACCUGAGGGCACAGGACUUCCCUACUUGGGCAACAAGCACAGUCGCUUGCAAAGGCUGUGCAGAUGAAACACACACAAAGCCUGCUAGGACUGUGACAUUCGUCUUUGUGACAUGGCUGGAAGAACUUUGGAAAUCAUCAUCAGCUACAUGCGGUCCUCAGCUCUGGGCACUAACAGAACAGCGUUUCUUUCUUGCAGAGUGCAUUGGCAUGUGGCUUUGCUGUCUCCCAAGUGCUAACUUGCCUGUGUUUAUUGAUUGAGAGAAGAUAAAGUGUAGGACUAUGUGGCAGGUUAACAGAGGAGAAGGAAAGCAUUUGACUUUUGUAGGCAGAAGCUUGUCAACUGUCGUGACUUUUUGAGGACAAAGAUGCAUUGGAAAGAGAAGCAUGAAGGUGUUCCUUGUGUCUGAGUCCUCUGCAGUUUCCUUAAUGCCCCCAUAAGGUGUCCCACUGUGGGGGAGAGCGAGACAGCAUGGACAUCAAAUCCUAGUGUUUCAUGAUCUCUCAUCCCUUCCCAUCACCCCUCUCUUUCCCUCUCUCCAGAGCCCCCAAACUGGUGGGAUUUUCCUGUAUUUGUAUUUGACUCUGAAGACAGCUUUGGAUAGCUUAGUUCAUUUUCUAGGCAAGGGUUCUGUGUGGUGGCUGUGAAUUUGGGCUGUAAGACUCAACUGCAAACCAAUGGCUUUACUUCUGACCAACUGGAUAAAGGUUACUUUAGGGUUGUGAGGCCCCUCAAAGAUGGACAUUUCUGAGAAAUUAAUGUAAUUUACUUGAAAAGCAACCUACUUUUCAUAUAGCUUUCCCACAAAAAUCUUUAAAGAGUGUGGUUCAUUUUCGAAGAGACCAAGAGGGAGCCUUUUGAAGAUGUUUGCCACUGAAGCAGCUGUAGGGCAUAUGGAAAUGGGAGUAAUGUUGAACUCUUAUGUUAGAAUGUCUUCCCUGUAGAAACCUUUGCAUUAAAGAGGAUCUGCCUGA